AUGACAUCUUACGACUUUUUUGCGCCUUGCUCUACGCCCAAACGCCAGCGGAUAUCUAGCGAGAGAGAAAGACUAGUUGACCUUCCCAUCGAGGGACCCUCUAGAAGGAAAACUCCAGCGUAUCUAGAUCUCAAUGGUUGCGAAUAUCGGCCAAUUUUCAGUGAAUUGCCUUUUGAUUCUCCGACAGCCCGCCAAUCCGCAUCUAAGAAAGAAGCUCGAUCGGCCACAUAUUUUCCCCAUUUCGACGCCGAGACUCAAGUCCUCCAACCAAGCUUUAAUGAAAACUUCAAUUCAGAAUUUAACUACGGUGGAAAAUCAGUUGCUGAGAACAUUUCGAGGCCUGCUCAGAUCACCCGGGGCGACCUCGAAAACAUCGGCAUCCCGUUCAACCUGGCUCAAAUGGAAUAUCACUUGAAAAACGCUCUCCAUCCUCCAGCUGUUGGUGUGGAAAACUUGAUACGCGCCGAACUUCCAGUUGUUGGUGUAGAAAACUUGAUACGCGCCGAGCCCCCCCUCAAUUUUGGCAGUCAAAACUAUUAUUUCGACGACCACUGGUUUAAUGAGAGUGUCACCCAAAUGGCAUCCGAAUCGUCUUCGUACCCACCAUUAAAUUCUAUGAGUUCAACGUACCCACCAUUAAAUUCUAUGAGUUCAAGUUCAGAUUGUAAUCCGCUCCCAGAGUUUGAUCCUUCCAUGAAUGUCUUUGCUUCCACGCCGAGCUUUAGUCUUAGUCCAUUCCAUCACGAGAAUAGAAAAAGGUGUGCUGAGGUGGCGCUUAACGAUCGCAGCACAAAACACGUGACGCAUAUUGAUUUGGACGGCAUGGAUAGCGGGUCGAAUUUAGUGGAUAACGAUGUCAAGAAAUUGUUCAAUGUCCCUAUGCUGCCAAUUCAUGUCACCAAUAACUUCCGGGAGGCCGAAAAUAUCAUCAACAUGAUAAGAUGUGAGGCUACGAAAAGGCAAUUAUACUCGAAAGACAGAGAUAUAUGGUCGGAGGAAGCUUCGCGUGCAUUUGACGAAGCUAUUACAGUCAUUCCUCGGCUUGGUCGCGCGAAAAUUUUAGCUUUAACAUCUGAAGGACGGAAGCCAUUCGGUCGGAAUGAAUUGAUAGCUGACUAUAUCUAUCGGAGGACUGGAAUCGUGCGCCAUCGGAAACAAGUCUCGAGCCAUAUCCAAGUUAUCAAGAAUUCAAGAAAAACGGAACCGCUCAAAAAUCUGUCUCAGAACGCGUCUUUUGACCGGUGCUCGGCAAGUUGGUUUGGUGCAUUCAUGUGCAAAGACGUCUUGGUUCUGUACCCGUGUACUCCGCAAUUUCCUUUCCCUAGUCAAUCCUUGCAACACCAGCCAGCAGCCCAAAAUGAAAAGGAGUACAUGGCUUUUCUCGAGGAAGUUGCUCAUGCUCGCAAUCCAAAGCUUCCAGCCUAA
This is a messenger RNA of Puccinia triticina, 1425 nucleotides long. RefSeq lists its product as uncharacterized. NCBI's taxonomy places the organism in Eukaryota, Fungi, Basidiomycota, Pucciniomycetes, Pucciniales, Pucciniaceae. The record is from RefSeq and is a predicted model, not a curated record. The transcript is spliced from 5 exons. Gene Ontology annotation, molecular function: RNA polymerase II cis-regulatory region sequence-specific DNA binding; DNA-binding transcription factor activity, RNA polymerase II-specific. Gene Ontology annotation, cellular component: transcription regulator complex. The coding region runs from base 1 to 1425 and encodes 474 amino acids. Gene Ontology annotation, biological process: regulation of transcription by RNA polymerase II.